CCAUUUUCUUCCAUCAUUUCACAAAGUUUUCUUCUCUCUAUUUAUUGUGUAUGUAUUUUUUACACUGAAAUCCAAGCUGACAUAUAUCCCCUUUUCUUCAGUUCUGGUAGUUGCUGUUUACGAAUAGAGAGAGAGAAGAAGAUAAAUGAAGAUGGUGGAGGGUAGUGAGAAUAAGUUUGAUCCACAACAAGUGAUUGAUGAAUUUGAAUUGUUGAGCAAAGAUGCUAAGAGAAUUCAAAAAGAGACCUUACAAAAGAUUCUUGAAGAAAAUGGAAGGACAGAAUAUUUGCAACAAUGUGGUCUGAAUGGGAAAACAGAUCAAGUAUCUUUCAAGAAUUGUGUUCCUCUUGUCACACACAAGGAUUUGGAGCCUUAUAUUCACAGAAUUGUUGAUGGUGAUCUUACUCCAAUUCUUACUGGAAAGCCCAUUACCACUAUCUCCUUGAGUUCUGGUACAACUCAAGGAAAACCAAAAUUUGUACCUUUCAAUGAAGAAUUGAUGGAAUCCACCAUGCAGAUAUUCAAGACUUCUUUUGCCUUUAGGAACAGAGAAUUCCCAGUUGUAAACGGGAAAGCUUUGCAGUUCAUUUAUGGAAGCAAGCAGUUCAAAACAAAGGGAGGUUUAGCAGCUGGAACAGCCACAACAAAUGUUUAUCGAAAUUCACAAUUCAAGAAGACAAUGAAAGCAAUGCAGACCCCGUGUUGUAGCCCCGAUGAAGUAAUAUUUGGCCCUGAUUUCCACCAAUCCUUGUACUGUCAUCUUUUGUGUGGUCUCAUUUUUCGUAACGAAGUUCAAGUUGUCUCAUCUACAUUUGCCCAUAGUAUCGUCCAUGCCUUUCGAAAAUUCGAACAAGUAUGGCAAGAACUUGUUGCAAACAUAAGAGAAGGAGUUCUUUCUAGUCGCGUAACUGUCCCUUCUAUAAGAUCAGCAAUGUUGAAGUUACUUAAACCCGAUCCAGAACUAGCUGAUACUAUUUAUAACAAGUGUAUUCGGUUAAGCAAUUGGUACGGGUUGAUACCUGAAUUAUUCCCGAAUACAAGGUACAUAUACGGUAUCAUGACAGGAUCAAUGGAACCGUACUUGAAGAAAUUGAGGCAUUAUGCAGGGGAGCUACCUCUGCUUAGUGCAGAUUAUGGAUCUUCUGAAGGAUGGAUCGGAGCAAAUGUCAAUCCCGAAUUGCCUCCUGAGCUAGUUACUUAUGCUGUACUUCCUAAUAUUGGUUAUUUCGAAUUCAUUCCUCUUGAGGAAAAUUCCAAUGGCCUGGAGGCUAUGCCGGUUGGUUUAACUGAAGUUAAGCUCGGUAAAGAGUAUGAAAUUGUUGUCACCAACUUCGCUGGUUUAUAUCGAUACAGACUCGGUGAUAUGGUCAAGAUAAAAGGAUUCCACAAUAGCACUCCCGAACUCCAAUUUAUUUGUCGUAGGAAUCUCUUAUUGAGCAUCAACAUCGACAAGAACACCGAGAAAGAUUUACAACUAGCCGUGGAAGCAGCAGCACAGCUCUUACUAAACGAGAAGUUAGAAGUAGUCGAUUUCUCUAGCCACGUGAACGCCUCAGCUGAUCCAGGGCACUAUGUUAUCUUCUGGGAACUUAAUGGUGAAGCCAGUGAGGAAAUUUUGAAAGAAUGUUGCAAUUGUUUGGACAAAUCUUUCGUCGAUGCUGGUUAUGUUAGCUCUCGAAAGGUCAAUGCCAUCGGAGCGCUUGAGCUACGGAUAAUGAAGAGAGGGACAUUCCAUAAGAUUUUAGAUCAUUUUGUUGGAUUAGGAGCAGCAGUAAGCCAGUUCAAAACGCCGAGAUGCGUCGGUCCGACGAAUCUCUCUGUGCUGCAAAUAUUGUCUAGUAAUGUUGUUGAGAGCUAUUUUAGUACUGCAUUCAGUUGAAUUAUAUGUAUGUAUAUGUUCACAACCUUGUAGGCCAGCCAGUGUUAGCUGGCCAUUUUUCUUCUUAAUAAACACUUUGAUUGUACAA
Molecule: messenger RNA, 1967 nt
Organism: Solanum dulcamara
Lineage: Eukaryota; Viridiplantae; Streptophyta; Magnoliopsida; Solanales; Solanaceae
Product: jasmonoyl--L-amino acid synthetase JAR4
Exons: 5
Coding region: 146-1879 (577 amino acids)
Cellular component (GO): cytoplasm
Molecular function (GO): acid-amino acid ligase activity
Source: RefSeq, a predicted model, not a curated record